AAAAAAAGCCGGCUUGUUCCAGCUCUCUUUUGCUGCUGAAUUAUCAUUUUCGUUCUACCAGGAAUCAAGUGCUCUUGUUUUCUUCUUCUUCUUCUUUAAUCGAUAAAAUAUAUUUUUAUUUUUUUUGACUGGUUUGUGUAUGUGGGCGUGAUUUCUAUUGGUGUUCUAAUCUGAUCGGGGAGAGGAAGGAGGAAUUGGACUGGUUUCGUUUCCAAUUUUGAUGGGAUUUUCGUGGAUGAUAGGAUUAUGAGGUGAACUGUUAAUUGGGUUUUUUGGGAUAAAUCUGCCAAGUCGUUGGAGGUGUAAGGAUUUGGAAGGUUUGAUUGAUUUUAGGAGAUGGGUUGUUUCCCUUGUUUCGAUUCAAGAGAGGAGAAACUGAAUCCAUUGCGAGAUAAUGAUGAUGCAAAACAAGGCCAGACAACAGUCUCCCCUCACGUUUACAGAUUAUCUUCUGGAGUAGAAAGGCUCAGAUCAAGAAGCAAUGGAGGGUCUAAGAGGGAACUACCUGGUGCAAGGGAUGGUCUGCCUGUCCAAAUUACUGCUCCAACAUUUACUUUUGGUGAGCUUGCUGCUGCAACUAAGAAUUUCAGGCAAGAGUGUUUCUUAGGAGAAGGAGGAUUUGGACGUGUAUAUAAGGGACGACUGGAAAGCACUGGUCAGGAUGUUGCAGUAAAACAAUUGGAUAGAAAUGGUCUACAAGGUAACAGGGAAUUUUUAGUUGAGGUCCUCAUGCUUAGCCUUCUUCAUCAUCCAAAUUUAGUGAACUUGAUUGGCUACUGUGCUGAUGGGGAUCAACGUCUCCUUGUCUAUGAGUUUAUGCCUUUGGGAUCUUUGGAAGAUCACCUUCAUGAUCUUCCACCUGAUAAAGAACCCCUAGAUUGGAACACAAGAAUGAAAAUAGCUGCUGGUGCUGCUAAAGGUUUGGAGUACCUGCAUGAUAAAGCAAACCCUCCAGUAAUUUAUAGGGAUUUCAAGUCAUCCAACAUAUUACUGGAUGAAGGCUUUCAACCAAAGCUUUCUGAUUUUGGCCUUGCAAAGCUUGGUCCUGUUGGGGACAAGUCACAUGUUUCCACCAGAGUUAUGGGUACUUAUGGUUAUUGUGCCCCUGAAUAUGCCAUGACCGGACAGCUUACAGUGAAAUCUGACGUCUAUAGUUUUGGAGUAGUUUUCUUAGAGCUGAUUACUGGACGUAAAGCAAUUGACAGCACCAAACCCCACGGGGAGCAGAACCUUGUUAACUGGGCACGUCCAAUGUUCAACGAUCGCAAGAAGUUCUCAAAACUGGUAGAUCCAUGGCUGGAAGGUCGCUAUCCAAUACGGGGUCUUUACCAAGCGUUAGCUGUGGCAUCCAUGUGCAUCCAAGAACAGGCUGCUCGUCCUCUCAUCGGGGAUGUGGUUACUGCCCUCUCUUAUCUGGCGAACCAGUCAUAUGACCCGAGCUCUCAUGGCCCCAGAGGUUCAGGUGAUAGGGAUGAGAAAAGAAACAGAAAUGAGAGAGGUGGCAGUAUAUUAAAGAAUGAGGAAGGCGGAGGAUCUGGACGCAGAUGGGACUUGGAUGGGUCUGAGAAAGAGGACUCCCCAAGAGAAACUGCGAGGAUGUUAAAGAGGGAUAUAGAUAGAGAACGAGCUGUUGCUGAGGCUAAGACGUGGGGAGAGAACUGGCGAGAAAAAAGAAGACAAAGUGCGCAAGGCAGUUUUGAUGGCAAUAACGGGUAGUUGCAAGUGACAGUUCUAGCCACCAUUUCCCCCAUUCACUUCUUCUGCAGCAUUUUCUUACCAGACUGAACAAACUGAAGCUGAACUUUUGUUGUGCUGGUCCAUCCAAGGUGGUUGUUAUUGAAGGAACUUGGUGUCAGCAAGUUGUCAACUUUUCUCUCUCUUUUAUCUUUUAGGUCCUUUUUGACAUCACAGAACAAGAAGAUGAUGAUAAUGAUAUGACAAAGGCAGUGAUGAGAAGCAUAAUUGAGAGUGUACAUUAUCUGCUAGGAGAGCAAAAGCGGAACAGAGCAGACAUUUAUAAAAGUUUUGAGAGGUGAUGUUAUGCUGU
This is a messenger RNA of Tripterygium wilfordii, 2047 nucleotides long. RefSeq names its product serine/threonine-protein kinase PBS1-like. Bases 337 to 1716 code for a protein of 459 amino acids. NCBI's taxonomy places the organism in Eukaryota, Viridiplantae, Streptophyta, Magnoliopsida, Celastrales, Celastraceae. The transcript is spliced from 5 exons. Gene Ontology annotation, biological process: protein phosphorylation. The record is from RefSeq and is a predicted model, not a curated record. Gene Ontology annotation, molecular function: protein kinase activity; ATP binding.